AGGUGAAAGAUCAGGCGGGGUGGCAGGAAGAUGGCGGUGCGGGCGGCAGGCGCCGGGCGAGAGACGCGGACUCUGUGAGGCGCGCGAAGCGAUGGCGCGGCGUGCGGCACGCUGCGGCUGAAGGCGGCCGUCUCGGGCCGUGCGCGGAGCGCUCCCCAUGAGCGCGGUGGGGGGCCUGGCGUGGCGCGCGCUGCACGCCCUGCUGCGCGCGUUGCUCUGUCUGCAGCGCGCGCUGCUGGCCGCGCCCCGCGCCUGGCUCCGGCGCCGCGCCGCUGCAUCCUGCGCCUUGCUGGGCCCCGCCGCGCGCGCCCUCGCCUUCCCCGGCGCGGCCCGCGGGGGCCGGCGGCCCGCUAGGAGGCGGCCCGGGGUUCGAGCCAGGGGCCGCGCGGACGGGCGGGCCCUGCAGAAGCUGCCGCUGCACGUGGGUCUGGUGGUGACCGAGGAAGAGCCGAGCUACGCGGACAUGGCCAGCCUGGUGGUGUGGUGCAUGGCGGUGGGCAUCUCCUAUGUCAGCGUCUACGACCACAACGGUAUUUUCAAGAGGAAUAAUUCAAGACUGAUGGACGAAAUUUUAAAACAGGAGCAAGAACUCUUAGGAUUAGACUGCUCCAAAUAUACAGUGGAAUUUGCUAAUCAAGACAAAGCUGAUCAAGUUUUAAAUUGCCAAUCUACAUUGAAGGUGCUGUCUCCAGAAGAUGGAAAAGCAGACAUAGUAAAAGCUGCUGAGAGCUUUUGUCAGUUGGUAGCACAACAGCAAAGAACAUAUACAGACCUGGAUGUGAAUGUGUUAGACAACUUGUUAAGUAGUACAAGUGGAUUUCCAGAUCCUGAUUUAGUCUUGAAGUUUGGUCCUGUGGACAGCACAUUAGGGUUCCUUCCCUGGCACAUCAGACUAACAGAGAUCAUUUCUUUGCCUUCCCACCAGAACAUCAGCUAUGAAGACUUUUUCUCUGCCCUCCAUCGCUAUGCAGCCUGUGAGCAACGCUGGGGAAAGUGACUUUGGGCUGAGCACACUGAGUUGUGCUUUCCAUGGAAAGGAAUUUAUGUCUGUUUACAACCACCUGUGACCCAUAAGUCUGGUUCAUAGUCCUUUCUUAAUUUAUCAACAAAUUCAAUAAAGUGUCUUACCUUUCUAAAGAGUCUGUGUGAAUGUGUGAGAAUCUGUGGGGAAGGGGAGAUCUGCAGGUUUGCUUUAUCAUAAGACAUUUAUUGCAAGCAAAGCUCUGUACACCUGAAUUGCCCUCACUUUUAUGUCCUAUGACCAGAUCAUGCAAGAACUUGUGUGAAAUCCACAGGACAGUGUAGGUUAGAAUAUUAUCCCCUUGAAGGUUCAUGUCCCUCAGCUUUAUUUCUUUCUAGUUCUUCAUGGUCAGUAUUUCAGAACCAAUCACCUGAUUUUGUAUUUACUAUGUAAUGUUUAAAUUUUAGAAGUCUGUAUUGGUUCUGUUAAUAGCUUAAUAGACUGCUACUUAGCUGUCAGGGCUAAGUCAGCAGUAGCUCUAGAAGUGUGAGAAGGUUCUAUUAAAGAAGAAUGGAAACUUCUGUGGUAAGUGGAUUAGGCACUAUGAAUCACAGAAAUAACAAGGUUGGAAAAAAAACCUACAAGAUAAUCCAGUCCAACCAUCAAUGGUAUGCUUAUUAAUGCUCAUACUAUGCCUUUUUAAAAAAAAUAAAAGUGAAAAAGCAAAAUAUUCCUACAGCUUUGAGUGAUAUUUCUAUCAUCAGGCCCAUUUUCUAUGGGAAAUAAGUGUAGACAUCUGGAAUUAUAGAAUUCUAACCUAAAGUGACAAGCUGGCUAAUGCUCUGGGAUCACCGGGGGGGGGGGGGGGGAGAAAUCUGAAAACAUGCUAGGUCAACUUCUGCAGCUGCUGCCACUUGCUUGUUGAGUCUGUGUGCCCAGCAGAGGAGUGCUUAAGCCUUCUGUUAGGUUUAUUUUGAGCUGAGAGUUAGAAGCUUGAAUGGUGUUUCACAACAAAUGAGAAGUUCAAAUAAAGCUGCACUUACAAGCAAGCACCUCAAAUCUGAGAACAUAGCUAGAAACACUAGCUAAGGAGUCUUCAUAGUGGAAUGUCUUAUUCUAGUUAUACUGCGUACUGAAAGUGCUUGGAAGUUAACUCAUUGUAGCAGUAUUUGGAUGAAUCAGUAUCUUCAGAGCUGUGUUAUUUGGAUGUAAACAUGAGUGUUUCAACCUUCUGGCCAGCAUGCUAAGAACUGCUAAAUGCUUUGUUCUGGAAGUUUUUUUUCCCUUUACCUCUCCCCUUUUGGAAAUGAGCCUGUAUUUAUUUUCUUCAGGAUCUAUCUGUCAUCAGAAGGAAAAAUUUCCUGGGGGAAUUGCAAGACUUUAAAGUACACAGUUUUACAAAGAAGGAAACCUAAUUGUUGUAAUAAUGUUGUAAGAGUCUGCAUAAGCUUAGCUGUAGGCUUUGGUUUGUUUCUGUCAUGCUAAGAUUAGAUUUCAGUUAUAAGAGAUGGCUGUGGUCAAUUUUAUUUCAUGAAAGAAAAACAUGUUUAAUCAGCUAACAUUCUUAACAUGAAGUGACAUCCCAUUAGAGCUAGAAGAUAGCUGGCUGCCCUUUACAGUUUGGUUUCUGAUGUUUGCCUGUUGUUAUAUUGCAGAGAAGAUGCAAUGUUUCCUGGGUUUUGCCUUUGCCACAGGAGUGGAUUCUCACCAAGAGUUAGGCUUAACUUCUAUUUGGUGAAUGGGUAGCAUGCUGGAGUGGAAUCCUGAAUAUUGAAGGUUAACUGCAUUAUGGAUUUGACUUUACCAAUAUGAAAGGUUGUGUGUAAAUUACCGUGUAUGCAUGCUGGUAUGUCACUAAAGCAGUUCUGGUGCUGGCAGUAGAGGGAGAAAUGAGAAAAGUUUAUUUCUCAAAAGCAAUCUAUUUUUUUGUGUGUGUGUUCAGCUGCCAAAGAAUACUUAUUUUAUGUGAGCUGCUCUUGGUCCUCUGAUUCCUGCAUAUCUCUACUAACAAACCUUGUUUUCAUUGUAGGUUGAUCUCAAAGUCUAGAACUUUUCUAUGGAGGGAUGUCUAAUGAAACUAAAAUGAUUAGUUCAGCUGCAUUUGAUUCAGCUUAAUCAAAUCUCUUCUGAUGGCUAGUUUAAUUGUAAAUGUCUAUCCCAAAAUUAAUGGAGUUGAACUAAUCCAUGUUGGGAUUAUUUUUACUGUCCCUGUGUGGGCGAUCCUCAGUGAGCUGUGCCAAACGCACUGUGUAUCCACCACUUGGUCUCUGAAUGUAAGUUGCUGCAGUUAGCACCUCCCCAGCUUGCUCUGUGCGAUCUGUGGUAUAGCUGUGAUGUUCUGUAUGGCUGUAGUCUCUGGGUACCUGUACAUAGUGUGUAAAACAAAUUUUAUGAUAAGGGAAUCAUUUUAUUGAAUUUUAUUAUUGGAAGUUAAAUCUGAAUCUGUAAAACAAGAAAUCAAUAAAAGACUAUAAUCUUUCUA
This is a messenger RNA of Lagopus muta (rock ptarmigan), 3443 nucleotides long. It is a transcript of the gene NUS1, whose product is annotated as NUS1 dehydrodolichyl diphosphate synthase subunit. Gene Ontology annotation, molecular function: ditrans,polycis-polyprenyl diphosphate synthase [(2E,6E)-farnesyl diphosphate specific] activity. The coding region runs from base 158 to 997 and encodes 279 amino acids. The record is from RefSeq and is a predicted model, not a curated record. The transcript is spliced from 5 exons. Gene Ontology annotation, cellular component: endoplasmic reticulum membrane; dehydrodolichyl diphosphate synthase complex. NCBI's taxonomy places the organism in Eukaryota, Metazoa, Chordata, Aves, Galliformes, Phasianidae.